Molecule: messenger RNA, 585 nt
Organism: Penicillium alfredii
Lineage: Eukaryota; Fungi; Ascomycota; Eurotiomycetes; Eurotiales; Aspergillaceae
Gene: rho3
Product: Rho family GTPase RHO3
Exons: 4
Coding region: 1-585 (194 amino acids)
Biological process (GO): small GTPase-mediated signal transduction
Molecular function (GO): GTPase activity; GTP binding
Source: RefSeq, a predicted model, not a curated record
AUGCUGGACAGAGGCGACGGUGCCUGCGGGAAAACAUCUGCGCUGAACGUGUUUACAAGAGGAAAACUACGUCCACGGUAUUAUCACUCUGCCUUGAAUUUCUACUCUCACCCCGGAAACUCGAAACUCAUACGCGCCCCAGAUAUCUUCGUCGAUAAUGUACAUAUGGAGCUUUCGCUAUGGGAUACGGCCGGACAGGAAGAAUUCGACCGGUUGCGUGCGCUAUCAUACGAGGACACGCAUGUGCUCAUGCUCUGUUUCAGCGUCGACAGCCGCGACUCGUUCGAGAACGUCGGCUCGAAAUGGAUUGCCGAGAUCAACGACAACUGCCCCGGGGUGCGCGUGGUGCUGACGGCCCUCAAAUGCGAUUUGCGCAAGGAUGACGACCUGAACGAUAAUCCCAACACCAUCUCGUUCCAGCAGGGGCUGGCCAAGGCCAAGGAGAUUGGCGCUGUCAAAUACCUGGAAUGCUCCGCCGUCCAAAAUCGCGGGAUUAGAGAAAGCUUCUAUGAAGCCGCCAAGGUCGCUCUCGAGGUUAAGCCCGCUGGGUCCAAGGGAUCUGGCUCUCAGUGCAUCAUUCUUUAG